UCCAUUUUGUGACGACUGCAGAUAUUACACAGAGAAAGAGCUAUUCAACAUAUAUCACAACUUCUACUCCUCUGAAGUGUCUGAAACAAUAAAUCAAUGCAUUGUGAAGUAUAUUGUAGGUGAUGGUCAGUAGUGAAGUGAACAUCAACAGUUCUUUUGCAGGUAUAAAUCAACAUUUUAAAUGUGUCAUGGCCUCCAGGAAGAGGCUCUUGAGAGAAAGUGACACAAAGACAAUGAAAAGUUUGAGUCAUGGAGAAUCUCCUGAAUCCAGCUGUGUGUCCAUGAAGAGUGAUGCAUCAAUGAAUCAUCCACUUAAAUUCAGUUCAGGAGGUUGUUGUGCUGAUGUGAGUAACAAAACGGAUGGAUCACAUUCCUUCAAACAGAAGCACAUUGAUUCUGUUUUCCAGGAACUUCAGCACAAAAUCAUCUCUCUGAUGAAGAAAGAGCUGAAGAACUUCAAGAGACUACUGAGCCCAGAUUCCCCAGCAUGCUCUGAGAGAGAGGAGGAGGAGGAUGAAGAUCAGAGCAGUGUCAGAGAGGGGCUUCUGAAGAUCACACUGGACGUCCUGAGGAAGAUGAAUCAGACAGACCUCGCUAACACUCUACAGACCAAAGUUUCUCCUUUUUGUGUGAAAAAACACAAAUCCAGACUAAAGGAGGAAUUCCAGAGAAUUAAUGAAGGAAUGUCAAAUCAAGGAAGCUCAACACUUCUGAAUGAGAUCUACACAGAGCUGUACAUCACAGAGGGAGGGAGUGGAGAGGUCAAUAAUGAACAUGAGGUGAGACAGAUUGAGACAUCAUCCAGGAGACCAGAGACACAUGAAACACCAAUCAAAUGCAAUGACAUCUUUAAAGCCUUACCUGGACAAAUCAAGCCCAUCAGAACUGUGCUGACUAAAGGAGUUGCAGGAAUUGGAAAAACAGUCUCUGUGCAGAAGUUCAUUCUGGACUGGGCUGAAGGAAAAGCAAAUCAGGAUGUUCACUUUAUAUUUCCACUUCCUUUCAGAGAGCUCAAUUUGAUGAAGCAGAAAAAUAUCAGUCUGAUGGAACUUCUUAAUCAGUUUUUCACAAAUACAAAAGAACUGAAAUCAACAGACUUUAAUAAAUACAAAGUUGUGUUUAUCUUUGAUGGUCUGGAUGAAUGUCGACUUCCUCUAGAUUUCCAGAACAAUGAUAUUCUCUCUGAUGUAACAGAAUCAGCCUCAGUGGAUGUGCUGCUGACCAACAUCAUCAAGGGGAAUCUGCUUCCUUCUACUCUGAUCUGGAUCACCUCUCGACCAGCAGCAGCCAAUCAGAUUCCUCCUGAGUGUGUUGACCAGCUCACAGAUGUACGAGGGUUCAAUGACCGUCAGAAGGAUGAGUAUUUCAGGAAGAGAAUAAAUGAUGAAAGUUUGGCCAAUAGAAUCAUCACACACAUGAAAUCAUCAAGAAGCCUGUACAUCAUGUGUCACAUACCAGUCUUCUGCUGGAUUUCAGCCACUGUUCUUAAGAGAAUGUUGUGUGAAGCAGAUAGUCCAGAGAUCCCCAAAACUCUCACUCAAAUGUUCACACACUUCCUGAUCUUUCAGACCAAACUGAAGACACACAAGUAUGAUGGGAAAUGUGAGGUGGAUCUUCAGCAUGCUAGAAAGAGUAUUCUGUCACUGGGAAAGCUGGCUUUUCAACAGCUGGAAAAAAGGAACCUGAUCUUCUAUGAGGAGGACCUGAGAGAGUGUGGCAUUGAUGUCAGAGAAGCAUCAGUGUACUCAGGAGUUUGUACCCAAAUCUUCAGAGAAGAGGUUGGACUGUACCUGGAGAAGGUGUUCAGCUUUGUGCAUCUGAGCAUUCAGGAGUUUCUCGCUGCUUUUUUCAAGUUUCUGAACAACAAGUCAAGAAUGAGUGAUUUCCUGAAGAGUGAAGUGGACAAGGCCUUACAGAGUGAGAACGGACACCUGGACCUUUUCCUCCGAUUCCUUCUGGGUCUCUCACUGGAGUCCAAUCAGACAAUCUUACGAGACCUACUAACACAGACAGGAAGCAGCUCUGACAGCAAACAGGAAAUAGUUGAGUACAUUAAGAUGAAGAUCAGGGAGAAUCCCUCUCCAGAGAAAUCCAUCAAUUUGUUUCACUGUCUGAAUGAACUGAAUGAUCAUUCUCUAGUGCAGGAAGUACAAACAUACCUGAACAGAAGAGACGACAAAACUCAUAGCCUAUACUCUGGAAUAGAUUUAAGUCGUCGCAAUGGAGUCAGUCUCUCCCCUGCUCAGUGGUCAGCUCUGGUGUUUGUGUUGCUGAACUCAGAAGAGAAGCUGGAUGAGUUUAAUCUGAGGGAAUAUGGUCCAUCAGAUGAAUGUCUUUUGAGGCUGCUGCCAGUGAUCAAAGCAUCCAGGAAAGCUGAUCUGUGUUGGUGUAAACUGACAGAGGAAAGUUGUUCAGCACUGGCCUCAGUUCUCAGUUCAAACUCCUCAAGUCUGAGAGAACUGAACCUGACUCUCAAUAAACUGCUGGAUUCAGGAGUGAAGCUGCUCUCUGCUGGACUGAAGAAUACAAACUGUAAUCUGGAGAAACUAAAUCUGUGUGGCUGUAAACUGACAGAGGAAAGUUGUUCAGCACUGGCCUCAGUUCUCAGUUCAAACUCUUCAAGUCUGAGAGAACUGGACCUGACUGGCAAUGAACUGCAGGAUUCAGGAGUGAAGCUGCUCUCUGAUGGACUGAAGAAUACAAACUGUAAACUGGAGAAACUAAAUCUCAGUCUCUGUAAUCUGACAGAGGAAAGUUGUUCAGCACUGGCCUCAGUUCUCAGAUCAAACUCCUCAAGUCUGAGAGAACUGGACCUGAAUGAAAAUGAACUGCAGGAUUCAGGAGUGAAGCUGCUCUCUGCUGGACUGAAGAAUACAAACUGUGAUCUGGAGAAACUAAAUCUGUGGAACUGUAAUCUGACAGAGGAAAGUUGUUCAGCACUGGUCUCAGUUCUCAGUUCAAACUCUUCAAGUCUGAGAGAACUGGACCUGAGUUACAAUAAACUGCAGGAUUCAGGAGUGAAGCUGCUCUCUGAUGGACUGAAGAAUACAAACUGUAAUCUGGAGAAACUAGAUCUGUGUGGCUGUAAUCUGACAGAGGAAAGUUGUUCAGCACUGGCCUCAGUUCUCAGUUCAAACUCUUCAAGUCUGAGAGAACUGGACCUGACUGGCAAUGAACUGCAGGAUUCAGGAGUGAAGCUGCUCUCUGCUGGACUGAAGAAUACAAACUGUAAACUGGAGAAACUAGACCUGUGUGGCUGUAAUCUGACAGAGGAAAGUUGUUCAGCACUGGCCUCAGUUCUCAGUUCAAACUCUUCAAGUCUGAGAGAACUGAACCUGAGAGACAAUAAACUGCAGGAUUCAGGAGUGAAGCUGCUCUCUGAUGGACUGAAGAAUACAAACUGUAAACUGGAGAAACUAGAUCUGUGGAACUGUAAUCUGACAGAGGAAAGUUGUUCAGCACUGGCCUCAGUUCUCAGUUCAAACUCUUCAAGUCUGAGAGAACUGAACCUGAAUGAAAAUGAACUGCAGGAUUCAGGAGUGAAGCUGCUCUCUGCUGGACUGAAGAAUACAAACUGUAAUCUGGAGAAACUAAAUCUGUGUUGGUGUAAUCUGACAGAGGAAAGUUGUUCAGCACUGGCCUCAGUUCUCAGUUCAAACUCCUCAAGUCUGAGAGAACUGGACCUGACUGGCAAUAAACUGCAGGAUUCAGGAGUGAAGCCGCUCUCUGAUCUACUGGAGGAUUCACACUGUAAACUGAAGACAUUACAGUGAGUUAUUGAUUUACUGGUAUUAAUCCUCAACGGAUACCUGGAGUAAUUGCCAAUGUGGGUUAAGUCAUAAAAUAAAUAACUGUUUAUUGGCCCCUACUGGACAAACAGCAGCACUGACCCAGCAGAGCUCAACAUGAGGGACAUCUGUUAGUUAUAAACACACAGACAUGUUUAUAAAUAUGUGUAUUGAUGAAGCAGAAAAGUGAAAUGGAGUUGAAUGUUUUGAGUUUGUCAUUUACUCAGACAGUCAUAUGAUGUUAGUGGAGCUGAUUGGUGCACAGCUGAUCUCUCUACUAAAUAUGUUUAUAUCUUGUAAUUUCAUUGUGAAAGGAUCAGCAGGUAAUCCAAAUGUGUUAUAUUUCUGUUGUGUGGUUGCUGUUGGACUGUAUGUUUCUUAUGGGAAAAGUAAAGUAUCUAUGUGCUAUCUGAUCAAUGCUGUUAACAUUGUAAAUAUGCAAAAUGUUGAUUACCACAAAAAUUAAUUUUGACUUGCAAAAUCUUGGUGUCAUUUUGGAGUCAGACCUUAGUCUGAGUAGUCACAUCAAAGCAAUAACUAAUUCAGCCUACUAACUUCUAAACAAUAUAGUGAAAAUUAGAUGUUUUGUAUCCAGUCAAGACUUAGAGAAACUUGUUCAUGCAUUCAUCACCAGUAGGGUGGACUACUGCAAUGGAAUUCUCACUGCCCUUCCAAAAAGCACCAUUAGGCAGAUGCAGCUCAUACAGAAUGCUGCUGCCAGGAUUCUCACCCGAACCAAAAAAACAUAUUACUCCAGUCUUCAGGUCUUUACACUGGCUUACAGUUACAUUUAGAAUUAAUUUUCAAGUACUAUUACUUGUUAAAAUCACUAAAUGGCCUUGGACCUAAAUACAUUUCAGAUUUGCUUGUUUAAUAUAAACCUAACAGACCUCUCAGAUCAUUAGGAUCAAGUCAGUUAGACAUACAGAGGGUUCAUUCAAAACAAGGUGAGACAGCGUUUAGCUAUUAUGCAACCCUCAGCUGGAACCAGCUUCCAGACUGAAAACACAUCUGUUUAGCUGUGCAUUUUCUGACUGAAUAUUGUGCUGCACUUAUUGAUUUCACUGAAUUGUUUUGCUUUUGUCAUUCAUUUUGAUUAUUCUAUUUUAUUCUUUUUAUUUUUAUACAUUUUUGUCAAUGUGUGUAUUACUUUUUAUUCUUAUUUCAUGUUCUUAAUUGGUUUUUAUUUUUUAUGUAUCUUGUAAUUUCUUUAAAAUUUAUAUGUAAAGCACUUUGAAUUGCCAUUGUGUAUAAAAUGUGCUAUAUAGGAGGGACAAGGCAAGGCAAGUUUAUUUAUUUAGCACAUUUCAUACACAAUGACAAUUCAAAGUGCUUUCCAUGUACAUUUUAAUAUAUAUAUAUAUAUAUAUAUAUAUAUAUACACACACACUACCAGUCAAAAGUUUUGAAACACUUGACUGAAAUGUUUCUCAUGAUCUUAAAAAUCUUUUGAUCUGAAGGCGUAUGCUUAAAUGUUUGAAAUUAGUUUUCUAAACAAAAAUAUAAUUGUGCCACCAUAUUAAUUUAAUUAAAUGUAAUUAAAAAAAAAAUUAAUAUACCUCAAGAAGUUGGUUGAGAAAAGAAUUUACAUGUCUGCAAAUUCUAGGCAAAGGGUGACUACUUUGAAGAUGCUAAAAUAUAACACCGUUUUUAUUUAUUUUGGAUAGUCACAACAUAAUUUCCAUAGUUCCAUUUAUGUUAUUCCAUAGUUUUGAUGACUUUACUAUUAUUCUAAAUUGUGAAAAAAAAAAUUAUAAUAAAGAAUGAGUGUUUCAAAACUUUUGACCGGUAGUGUGUAUAUAAUAUAUAUAUAUAUAUAUAUAUAUAUAUAUAUAUAUAUAUAUAUAUAUAUAUAUAUAUACACACAUAUAUACACACACACACAAAAGUGGCAUUCAGCUGAUCACAAAGUAUAGUCAGCACAUUACUGAUGUAAAAAAACAGCACCAUCAUUAUUUAAAAAAAGUAAUCUUUGAUCAAAUCUAGACAGGCCCCAUUUCCAGCAGCCAUCACUCCAACACCUUAUCCUUGAGUAAUCAUGCUAAAUUGCUAAUUUGGUACUAGAAAAUCACUUGCCAUUAUGUAAAACACAUCUGAAAGCUAUUUGGUUCAUUCAGUGAAGCUUAACAUUUAAGAUAGAUAGCCCUAUUAAAAUUAAGCUUAGUGUCAAACUGAAGACAAACUGAUAACCUAUAGGUGCAAUUAAACUUAAUGUGCCAUUUUUUGUUAUUGAUUUGUUGUCAUUAUUUCAUAUAUAGCAAUUCUUUUUAUUCCUUAUUGUAUUUCUUUUUUAUAUUAGCAUUAUAUUUAAUACAUCAUAUUAUGGUACCUUAAUAUUGUAUGAAGAAUUAUCAAAUGUAUAAAUUCCUUGCCUGCGUUUUCAUUUAGUUGGAUGGUUGUAUUAAUAGUUAAUUUUUCACUUGUUACUGCU
This is a messenger RNA of Myxocyprinus asiaticus (Chinese sucker), 6219 nucleotides long. RefSeq names its product NACHT, LRR and PYD domains-containing protein 3-like. NCBI's taxonomy places the organism in Eukaryota, Metazoa, Chordata, Actinopteri, Cypriniformes, Catostomidae. Gene Ontology annotation, molecular function: protein binding. The record is from RefSeq and is a predicted model, not a curated record. The coding region runs from base 123 to 3773 and encodes 1216 amino acids. The transcript has 15 exons.